AUGGCACCAGUCACCGACUUUGCAGUGAAGGAGAAGUACACGUACUUCAAUGGCCUUAGCAAUUACCAUGAGUCAGAAGCGAUCCCAGGCGCCUCGCCUCUAGUAAACAACAGUCCCCAAAAGCCACCAUAUGGCCUUCGCACCGAACGCAUCUCCGGCACCUCAUUUACAGCACCACGAGACCAGACCUUGCAAACAUGGAUGUACCGCGCUGUCUCCUCUCUCGAUCACAGCGACUUUGUGCCAUAUGAAGCCGCGCCACCAGCUCCGACCAACAUUUCGCCCAACGCUUACAUGUGGCUCAACUUCCCCGCCGAAAAGGAUGCAACCUGGUUAGAUCAGAAGCUACUGGGACGUAACGGAGAGCCCAUCGGCAAAGAUGGAUGCGCCAUUUGGAUCUUCAACAUGACAGCCGACAUGCCUGAGAAGACUGUGUUCUCGUCGCUCGAUGGGGAUUGUCUGAUCAUUCUCCAUGCUGGCGCGAUGGACAUCCAGACGGAACUCGGUAAGUUGCUGGUCCGACAGAACGAAAUUGCAGUCAUCCCUAGAGGAACCCGUUACAGAAUCACCCUUCCAACCGGAGCAGCACGAGGUACCAUCUGCGAGCUUUUCCAAGGCCACUACCAACUCCCAUCCUUGGGCGCCAUCGGCUCAACAGGCCUAGCCAACGUCCGCGACUUCCAGAUCCCCAAAGCUCACUUCGACGGAGACGUUCGCGACGGCCGAGCAACUCCCCACAAUACUGGCGAUUGGACCAUCAUCUCCCGCCUUUCUGGCCGCCUCUGGUCCUGCACACCAAACCACACCCCCUUCGACGUCGCGGCCUGGCACGGCACCUCCUACCCCUACAAAUACGACCUCGCCCGCUUCUGCGUGAUGGGUAACAUGCUCUUCGACGAGCACGACCCGUCGCUCUACGUAGUCCUCACAGUACCUACCCACGCCGAGCCCGGUACUGCAGUCGUAGACUUUGCGAUCGUUCCACCGAGGUGGAACGUUGCGGAGGAUACGCUUUGGAUUCCGUACUAUCAUCGGAAUACUAUGAGUAAGUUCUUCGGCACGAUCGUGAAUGCGCAGGAGGAAGGGAGAUUGGGUUCCUUUUGCGUGUGGGUUGAAUGGGGGGGGGUGGUUACGCAUGGGGCGGAAGAGGAGACGUUUCAGAAGGCGAGUAACGGGGAGUUGAGCCCGAAGAAGGUGCAGGAUGAUGGGUUCAGUAUCUUUUUGUUGGAGACAGAGAAGCCGUUGAUGCUGAGUGAUUGGGCGGAGGGGAUGAGGGCGAAGAGGGAGGGGAGAGGGGUGGAAAGCUGUGAUGAGGCUGUGGUGUAUCAUUACUCUCGUCAUCAUGUAUUGAAGCAUGUGGUCAGCGACAUCGAGAGCUCUCUGAUCCAGCGUCGUAACAAGUUGUGCCAGCUUCCUGCGAACAGUUCCUAG
Molecule: messenger RNA, 1431 nt
Organism: Fulvia fulva
Lineage: Eukaryota; Fungi; Ascomycota; Dothideomycetes; Mycosphaerellales; Mycosphaerellaceae
Product: Homogentisate 1,2-dioxygenase
Exons: 3
Coding region: 1-1431 (476 amino acids)
Biological process (GO): L-phenylalanine catabolic process
Cellular component (GO): cytoplasm
Molecular function (GO): homogentisate 1,2-dioxygenase activity
Source: RefSeq, a predicted model, not a curated record